Molecule: messenger RNA, 465 nt
Organism: Aspergillus thermomutatus
Lineage: Eukaryota; Fungi; Ascomycota; Eurotiomycetes; Eurotiales; Aspergillaceae
Gene: sod1
Product: superoxide dismutase SOD1
Exons: 5
Coding region: 1-465 (154 amino acids)
Biological process (GO): removal of superoxide radicals
Molecular function (GO): copper ion binding; superoxide dismutase activity
Source: RefSeq, a predicted model, not a curated record
AUGGUCAAGGCUGUUGCUGUCCUCCGUGGUGACUCUAAGGUCACCGGCACUGUCACCUUCGAGCAGGCCGACGAGAACUCUCUCACCACCGUCUCCUGGAACAUCAAGGGCCACGACGCCAACGCUAAGCGUGCCUUCCACGUCCACCAGUUCGGUGACAACACCAACGGCUGCACCUCCGCUGGUCCUCACUUCAACCCCUUCGGCAAGACCCACGGUGCUCCUGAGGACUCCGAACGCCAUGUCGGUGACCUUGGUAACUUUGAGACCGAUGCCGAGGGUAACUCCGUCGGCUCCAAGCAGGACAAGCUUAUUAAGCUGAUUGGUGCCGAGAGCGUUCUGGGCCGGACCCUGGUCGUUCACGCUGGUACCGAUGACCUUGGCAGAGGUGACACCGAGGAGUCCAAGAAGACUGGUAACGCUGGCCCUCGUCCUGCCUGUGGUGUCAUCGGUAUCGCCGCUUAA